Hippopotamus amphibius kiboko is the source of this 4793-nucleotide messenger RNA. It is a transcript of the gene MFN2, whose product is annotated as mitofusin 2. The record is from RefSeq and is a predicted model, not a curated record. The transcript is spliced from 20 exons. Gene Ontology annotation, molecular function: GTP binding; GTPase activity. Gene Ontology annotation, cellular component: mitochondrial outer membrane. Bases 443 to 2716 code for a protein of 757 amino acids. Gene Ontology annotation, biological process: mitochondrion localization; mitochondrial fusion. Lineage: Eukaryota; Metazoa; Chordata; Mammalia; Artiodactyla; Hippopotamidae.
GAAUAGGAGAGCUGAGGUGCCUCUCCAGGCGCUGAGCCAGCUGACCCCUGACCCAUAAGGGUUAGUGGGGUGCAACUCGCUGAGGUCGGAGUCCACCGACUCCCUGGGACCAGAACGGCGAGCCUGCGGCGGCUGGUGACGCGCCGUCCUCCCUCCUCCUCCCGCCUGACCCUGGGGCGGCGCUCGUCGGUGACGUCGGGGUAAUGAUGGCCGCCGGGAGGCCGGGAAGGUGAAGAAUUGGUGGAGUCAACACAGUCAGUAGCCAACCUCAGCGUGAGACAGGACAGAGGAAAACUCCAGUUCUUUUCGUCUUUUUGACUCCAGCCACGUCCAUGAUGCCCACCCUGUGAAGGUCUCUCACCAUCCAAAAAUUGUGCCAGCAGAUGACCCGUGGAUCCAUUUUAUUUCCCUGCUAGGAGUUGCUGUGCAUGAAACUGGCGCAAUGUCCCUGCUCUUCUCUCGAUGCAACUCCAUUGUCACUGUCAAGAAGGAUAAGAGACACAUGGCCGAAGUGAACGCUUCCCCGCUCAAGCACUUUGUCACCGCCAAGAAGAAGAUCAAUGGCAUUUUUGAGCAGUUGGGGGCCUAUAUCCAGGAGAGUGCCACCUUCCUCGAAGACACCUACAGGGAUGCAGAACUGGACCCUGUUACGACAGAAGAACAGGUUUUGGACGUCAAAGGCUACCUGUCCAAAGUGAGGGGCAUCAGUGAGGUGCUGGCCCGGCGGCACAUGAAAGUGGCUUUUUUUGGCCGGACGAGCAACGGGAAGAGCACUGUGAUCAACGCCAUGCUCUGGGACAAGGUGCUGCCCUCCGGGAUCGGCCACACCACCAACUGCUUCCUGCGGGUGGAGGGCACGGAUGGCCACGAGGCCUUCCUCCUCACGGAGGGCUCAGAGGAGAAGAGGAGCGUCAAGACUGUGAACCAGCUGGCCCACGCCCUUCACCAGGAUGAGCAGCUGCACGCUGGCAGCCUGGUGAGUGUGAUGUGGCCCAACUCCAAGUGCCCGCUUCUCAAGGAUGACCUCGUGCUGAUGGACAGCCCUGGCAUCGAUGUCACCACAGAGCUGGACAGCUGGAUUGACAAAUUUUGCCUGGACGCUGAUGUAUUCGUGCUGGUGGCCAACUCAGAGUCCACCCUGAUGCAGACGGAAAAGCAGUUCUUCCACAAGGUGAGCGAGCGCCUGUCCCGCCCGAACAUCUUCAUCCUGAACAACCGCUGGGACGCGUCUGCCUCGGAGCCCGAGUACAUGGAGGAGGUGCGGCGGCAGCACAUGGAGCGCUGUACCAGCUUCCUGGUGGAUGAGCUGGGCGUGGUGGAUCGAGGCCAGGCUGGAGACCGCAUCUUCUUCGUGUCUGCCAAGGAGGUGCUCAACGCCAGGAUCCAGAAGGCCCAGGGCAUGCCCGAAGGAGGCGGUGCUCUUGCAGAAGGCUUUCAAGUGAGGAUGUUUGAGUUUCAGAAUUUUGAGAGGAGAUUUGAGGAGUGCAUCUCCCAGUCGGCUGUGAAGACCAAAUUUGAGCAGCACACGGUCCGGGCCAAGCAGAUCGCGGAGGCCGUUCGCCUCAUCAUGGACUCUUUGCACAUCGCGGCGCAGGAGCAGCGGGUUUACUGCCUGGAAACGCGUGAGGAGCGGCAGGAGCGGCUGAGAUUUAUUGACAAGCAGUUGGAACUCUUGGCGCAGGACUACAAACUACGAAUUAAGCAGAUUACGGAGGAAGUCGAGAGGCAGGUGUCGACUGCGAUGGCUGAGGAGAUCCGGCGCCUCUCUGUGCUGGUGGACGAGUACCAGAUGGACUUCCACCCUUCCCCAGUGGUCCUCAAGGUCUACAAGAAUGAACUGCACCGCCAUAUAGAGGAAGGGCUGGGCCGAAACAUGUCGGACCGCUGCUCCACGGCCAUCACCAGCUCCUUGCAGACCAUGCAGCAGGAGAUGAUAGAUGGCCUGAAACCCCUCCUGCCUGUGUCUGCGCGGAGUCAGAUAGACAUGCUGGUCCCUCGGCAGUGCUUCUCCCUCAGCUAUGACCUGAACUGUGACAAGCUGUGCGCUGACUUUCAGGAGGACAUCGAGUUUCAUUUUUCUCUCGGGUGGACCAUGCUGGUGAACAGGUUCUUGGGCCCCAAGAACAGCCGCCGGGCCUUGAUGGGCUACAAUGACCAGGUGCAGCGGCCCAUGCCCCUGACCCCAGCCAACCCCAGCAUGCCCCCGCUGCCCCAGGGCUCCCUCACCCAAGAGGAGCUCAUGGUUUCCAUGGUUACCGGCCUGGCCUCCCUGACCUCCAGGACCUCCAUGGGCAUUCUCGUUGUUGGAGGAGUGGUGUGGAAGGCUGUCGGCUGGCGACUCAUCGCCCUCUCCCUUGGCCUCUACGGCCUCCUCUAUGUCUACGAGCGUCUAACCUGGACCACCAAGGCCAAGGAGAGGGCCUUCAAGCGCCAGUUUGUAGAGUACGCCAGCGAGAAGCUGCAGCUCAUCAUCAGCUACACUGGCUCCAAUUGCAGCCACCAAGUCCAGCAGGAGCUGUCUGGGACCUUCGCUCAUUUGUGCCAGCAAGUCGACGUCACCCGAGAGAACCUGGAGCAGGAAAUUGCCGCCAUGAACCAGAAAAUCGAGGUUCUUGAUUCACUUCAGAGCAAAGCCAAACUGCUCAGGAAUAAAGCUGGUUGGUUGGACAGCGAACUCAACAUGUUCACGCACCAGUACCUGCAGCCCAGCAGAUAGUGCGCAGCGCGGAGGCGGAGCCUGCAUGGGGAGGGGCAGCACCGCCAGCUGCGCGGGGCUUCCCAGCGGGGCCGCACGCACCUCCUGUCCGCUGCCGCCACCGUGAGAAGGAAAGCACCCGCUGUCUCCCACCGUUUUGAGCCCUGAAACGCUCGUUCUUUUCCCCUCCUUUGCCUGCUGUUGCAGGAAGAUCUUCCGGCUCAUACCCUGAAAGGAGCCUUUUUGUUUUUAGUGAUGACUGUGGACAGCAUGGUCCUGAGGAGUUCAGUGGAGUCUUUUCACUGCUUUGUCAGGCUCUCUUGAUUGAGAACCAUCUGAUUGCUUGAUGAGGUCUGGGAUCGGCCAGCAUUGCAGAAGGCCUGGUUGGGCCUUUAAGGGUAUCAGGCAGACACCCCCUCCCGGGCCAACAUUAACAUUGACCCGUGGCACCCCUGCCCACCACGCACCCCAGCUCACCUGCAGAGAAAGGCAGCCUUCGGGGGUGGUUGCAUUUUCUUCCCAGAUUGCACGGGGAGUAGUUCCAGGAAGGCCAAGGCUGUCCCAGGAGGGUGUGGCUUAUGUGUCAGUGUGGUCCUUCGGCUUUCAUGCUUUAUCCCAUUUGCAGAGCCUUCCAGACCAGCCUUUCAGUCUUGGUGCUGGGGCUCAGCGUGCCUCGGGUUUAGGCUGAGGCGGGCCUCGUGCCACAAGCGGCAGGAAGGAUGUCGCAGAGGCGGCUGGAGCGCUGAGUGGCGGAGGGCAGGGGGUGUGCGGCGGGCGCGUCCCCGUGCCCCUGCUGUCGCGGGCGACCCGUGCCAGGACGGGGAGACACUUGCCUCCUGUUUGUUGUGGCCCUUGUUCUGGUUUUUGUCCUUAGCAUGUUAGUCUGGUUUCUUAUUCGUGAAAGAUGGUUUGGUCCAGAUUGUUAAAGGAUGUCGUUGAAGGAAAGAUGGCGGAAGGAGGGGACCUUGGUAGCAGGCUGAGGGGAGUGGGCCCCCCCAGGACGCUGGAGAAUCUGGAGUUGAUGCAGAGCAGGCCCUUGGUUUGGCCUCGCUCUGUGGGGCCUCGUGGGGUCUGAGGGCCCAGCCUACUAGCUCGAUGCUCCCACCCCUCACCCCGCCUCCGCCGCCCGUGGCCACAGACCUCUGGACGACGUCACCCGUGCCAGCGAUGCCACACGUGGCCGAGAAACAGUGCGGGGAACGCAGCACCCAGCCUCCCACCCUUCCCAAUCCCAGAGCCUCCAGCGGACACAUGGGGCCUCGUGUUGCUUUUGAGAAGUGUUUCCUGUUGUUGAGCUGGGGAGUUGUUACUGGUCAAAGUGGGGGCAGGUUCCUGUCUCCAAGGUGUUAACUGUCUGGGGCCAGCAGCCUUCGGGUGUCAGCCUUUGCAGGGCAGGUCAGAGAACUUCCUAGAAACCAGCAGCACCUCUCUCCCAGAAAGAGGUGGGGCCCAGGCACAGAGGUGGGGCUUGUCCUACUCUUUUGAAUCCACCCGCCCUCCGACUUCGGGGAAAUGACUUGAUGGCCUCUGCUCACUGGUGGGUGGUAUGCAGGUGGCGUGCUUUCCAGGUGCCCAGCUCUCCAGGUGCCCAAUUGUCCUUCAAACCCUCAAUCUACCCUGGUAUGUGGAACAAAGUGAUGGACUUCACUGAGGCUGCCCUGUGGCGUGAGGGCGCUCUGAGCUUUUUGCUAGGCCUGGAUGGUGGUCAUCUCCCAGUGUGUCUGGAGAAAUCACUGUCACACAAUUUCAAUGAAUUUUGUGCUUUUGGGGGAGGAAAUUAUUUAGAAUAACCAAACAUGAAUUUUUUUGAAUGUAGCCCCUGGGCAAUGAAUGAGAUUUUGAGCUUCUUAUACAAUAAGUAAAAUUGAAUUUAUACCACUGAGGGCAAGACUCUUUCUGAAAGAAGUGUGGCAAAAAGCACUUUAAUUUAAUGCUGCUAACUUUGUUCUCUGUUUUUAUGUUCAUUUGCUGGAGUGCAAGACGUGCUUGACACGGUGGGUUUUUUCUUUGAUGUAUUUAAGGUGAUAUACUUGCCUGGAUUACUCCUGUAUCCUUGCUGAUAAUAUUGGACACUAAAAUAAAACCUAGUUGGAAACCC